GCGGCGUCCGAGUCCCACCGCCGCGUCGACAGGGUGGCUGCCAAGAAGACCCUGGUGGCCACGGUGCUGAAGCACACGCAAGCGGCUCCGGACCUGAUGCUGAGCCAUCAGAUCCGCAUGCUCAGCAGCUCGCGGAAGAACGUGGCGCAGGUGGCGGUCAUCAACGCCAAGGUGCCUGAGGUGGAUAACGCCUUGGGCACUGCCCACGAUCCCAUCAUCGGGCAAAUGCGUCGCAGCUACGGCACCACAGGCUCCGUGCAGGUUGUCGAGCUCGAGGCGAACGAGACCCGGCAGCAGGAGUUGAUGCAGAAGGUGUUCUCCGUCCGCCAGGGCAGCACGGCAGCCUUCGCGAAGAAGUUCUUCAAGCAGAGCCUUACAUCUCCGGAAAGGAAGCGCCACAUGGCUUAUUUCAAUGCCAUGAUGCAGUUCAUCGAUCUCUGCAGCCAGGCCGAGUACGGCGUGGAGAUCUGCGUCAACAUGCAGGGGGAGUCUUUCCUGCACAGGCAGACCAAGAAGGGUUUGAUCGAGCUUGCCAGCGAUCUGUUCGACGAAGACGAGGAGGUUGUGGCACUGCAGCCUCCGUCCUACUGCGACUACACGCAGGCUCACCACAGGCCGGCGUGGGCGAAGAAGGACCAGUGGACCAACAGCAGCUUCACGAAGUGCACCGCCAACGCGACCAAGACCAAGCCAGAGGCCGGCCCCGACAACAUGCUCUUCAACCGCCAGCGCCUGAUGGCAGCGCUGCCGCUUAGCGUGAAUACGGAUGACCUGGACCUCGACAAGGGCUUCGACCACGCGCUCUUGGCGGGACUGUCGGGCGCUGGGGCGAUCAAGGGCAUGCAGUGCGGUCACUCUUUUGUCAUCAGGCCUGCCGGCGAGGAGGCCAAGUGCAAGGGCAAGAAAAACUCGCUUAAGUCCCAGGCGCUCGUCGCCGGCAAGUUCGCGAAGUCUGAGGAUGCCAGCCGAUUCUCUGGAGAGUACGGCUCCUUCAACCAGAGGGUUGUCCAGGGGAUCGAGGUGUUGGCGGACCGCAUGGAGAGAGGGAUGAUUCCCGGCCCGACCGGCAGCGUGGGAGACAAGUGCCUGGAGAUGUGCCCGUCCGACGCUCGCAUCAAGGAGGGCAUGGCGUGGUGA
This is a messenger RNA of Prorocentrum cordatum, 1137 nucleotides long. NCBI's taxonomy places the organism in Eukaryota, Dinophyceae, Prorocentrales, Prorocentraceae. The record is from the annotation of a GenBank genome assembly.